GCCCACCACCCGUGUCGCAGACAUCAGGCGCGCCGCUGCGUCCGCCACCAGAGACAGCAGCCCGGCCCAAGCAAGGCCCCAUUCCUCCACGGAGCCCCGUUCGUAGCGCCCGUGGUGGACGCCCCAGGCGCCGCUGGCGGGCCCAUCCCCCCCAGGCCCUAUCGGGUGCCAGAUGGCCGCCUGCGGGGUCCCGUCUCGCCCGGAGUCGAGGCGGCGGCGGCGACGGCUGGAGAUGGACGACCGUGGGGGGGGGAUGGCGACGCCGCCAGUAAAACGUUCAUCCAAGGUCAUCCACCCAUCUGCUGCUCGGCUGGUGGUCUCGGCAGAGCUUCAUCCGCCCAGGGUAUAAGACGGACGUGGCCGGGCCCUGAGCGUAUCACUCAGUACGAUCAACAUCAUCACUACCAUCACCACCACCACCCCCAUCAUCAUCAUCAUAAUCGUCACCGUCACGGCGAGGCACCUUGACCCCAACCCGACCCCAUCUCCUCCUCCAACUCCUGCCCUGACUGCAGUCCAAGACAUCGCCUCCCCCACCACUCAGGCUUGCCCUCCUCACCACUCACUCUCCUGGCCGACUGGGCAUCGCAUCGCACAAUGGCGCCCGCCGCAGUCUCCGUCGACGGCCAGCCGGCCGCGGCAAAGAAGAGCAGCCGCUUCGACCCCAUGUUCACGCAGCACGUCAUCGACACCAUGGGCCCCAACAUCACGCCGCGGAACCGCCAGCUGCUCACGAGCCUUCUGCGCCACCUGCACGACUUUGCGCGCGACGUCGAGCUGACCAACGACGAGUGGAUGACGGGCGUGCACUUUAUCAACGCCGUGGGCCAGUGUUCGACCAAGACGCGCAACGAGGCGCACCGCGUGUCCGACAUUCUCGGCCUCGAGUCGCUCGUCGAUGAAAUCGCCAACAAAAUCGUCGCCGAGGGAGACGUCGACCCUACGUCGUCGUCCAUCCUCGGCCCCUUUUGGUCGCCCAACGCGCCGUUCCGGGAAAACGGCGGCUCCAUCAUCCAGGACCCGGCGCCAGGCGGCCGCGUGUGCAAGAUGCACGGCACCAUCACGGACCUGCUGACGGGCAAGCCCAUCCCGGGGGCCGUCUUCGACAUCUGGCAGGCCAGCUCCAACGGCAAGUACGACUUCCAGGACCCGGAGGCGCAGACGCCCAACAACCUGCGCGGCAAGUUCCGCGCCGACGACGACGGCCGGUACUGGUUCUACUGCUACCACCCGACGGCCUACUCGCUGCCGACCGACGGGCCGAGCUACGACCUGCUCACGCUCAUGGACCGACAUCCCAUGCGCCCGGCGCACAUUCACAUCAUGGUCACGCACCCCGACUUCAAGGGCUGCACGACGCAGCUCUAUCCCAAGGACGACCCGUGGCUGGCCACGGACACUGUCUUCGCCGUCAAGGACGACCUUGUCGUCGACUUCAAGCCGCUCGAGGGCGACACGCAGGCCGAGCUUGAUCUCGAGUAUAACGUAAUUUUAUCGCCCAAGGGAUACAAGGGCAAGCAGUUUGGGCCGUAGCAGGCGGGCGUCGCCCGAGGGCACGGGCUGUGGGCAGGGCAUGGCAUGGCAUGGCAUGGCAUGACCGGGUGAGGCGUUUUAGAAGCACGCAAUACGUAUUUCGUAAUCAUGCGAUGAGAGAUGAAGGUGACGAUGCCAUCGACUGCCCAUGUGCUGUCGAAAGAAACAGGCCGGCGCGCGUUUCGAAGUGGGCGUUUCCAAGUCGCACGCGGCGUGAGGAGCAACCGCCGCGAGGGGCGGUCCGGGGCGCGAGCCCACGCCCAACAUCAGGCGGCGCGCCCCUCAUCCAUGCACAGUG
Purpureocillium takamizusanense is the source of this 1831-nucleotide messenger RNA. RefSeq names its product Catechol 1,2-dioxygenase. The transcript has 3 exons. The record is from RefSeq and is a predicted model, not a curated record. Lineage: Eukaryota; Fungi; Ascomycota; Sordariomycetes; Hypocreales; Ophiocordycipitaceae. Gene Ontology annotation, biological process: catechol-containing compound metabolic process. Gene Ontology annotation, molecular function: ferric iron binding; catechol 1,2-dioxygenase activity. The coding region runs from base 598 to 1533 and encodes 311 amino acids.